CACAUUCCCGCCAUCAUCACGCGUUGAUGCGAGGCGUAGCGCACGGGUUCACUGUCAACAACAUAGAAACCGGAGAGCAGGUGAAUGCCGGCAAAACAAACUUCCUGCUCUCGGACGACCUACAAAGAGGAUACUGUAUUUGACAAGUCUGACGACUAGUCUAAUAUUAUCGACAGCAGAUUUGUUUUUUGACAAGUCCACAUCUGCCAAGUGCACCAUCAGGAAAGUAAGCCAUGGCAACCUUAGUGCCCAAACUCUCCAGUGGUUGCGUUAUCAGGAUCCGCUGCACCAGCCAAGAUCUGGGCACUACCAAAUGGAGAGAGGGAACUUUUGAGAUUCUGGAAAAGGACAACAAAGUUAACCUGUGUCUAAGAUUCAGCUGUGGUGGAGCCUGCAAGACCUUCCAGCUGAACCAGAAUGUGAAAAGUAUUUCCCUGGUGGCAAGCCGGAUCGUGUUGUCCUUAAAAGACAACAUUGUCAUCACCUUGGAUAAGUUGCCCAUGUCUUUGGCUCAGAGGACAAAAGAAUACCUGGAAAAGCUGAAGCAGGGAAAGUCAGGAGUUUUAAAGUCAUUCCAUGGAAGUGCAAACUUCAGCAUACUUGGUAACCGUGCUAUGAAAAAUGAGAGCAGCCCAUCAGGGGACAAACAGUCUCCUAACAUGUUUCAGACAACACCAAGGCGGCAGAGUGCAGAAGGCCGAGAAGACACAACACCACGGAAACCUCUGAGUAGCCCGAGCAGAGCAGUGUCCACACCCACUCGCACCGGACUGUCUGAAAAUAGGAGUGAGAAGAGAAAGAGACUCCUGACCUCCGACAGCGACCUCACCGAGGACUACCCCAAGGAAAACGACUCCUCAAGCCACAACAAGGCCACUUCAGACCCAUCCAGAAAGUUUCUUUUGAGCUGCAAAGAAAAGCUGAAGCAAGCUGAAGAGAACAGGAGCUCAGCUCCGCUGGGCGCAGCCCCACUUCAGCCAACGUCAUUCUACGGUAGCCGAUCUGUAACUAAAGACUACGGACAGAGCCAUUCUUUUCUGGACAGACCUGCCAGUACUGGACAGACCUCCACAGCCAAGAGAAGCCUUAUUCUCCCCAACCACUCCACUCCCUUCAAGAAAGCACGACCCUCUUUGGACUACGGUGGCUGGAACAAGCAGAGACCCACCACUCUGUCUCAGUCACAGCCCCCACUGCAAGGCUUUUCCAAUCUGGGGAACACUUGCUACAUGAACUCCAUCCUACAGUCCCUCUUCAGUCUCCCCUCGUUCUCCAACGACAUGCUCAAACAGAGCAUCCCGUGGAAGAAGGUGCCCAUCAAUGCCUUGCUCAGACGUUUCGCUCACCUUAUGGCCAAGAAGGACGUGGGCUGUCCAGAGACGAAAAAGGACCUGUUGAGGAAAGUGAAGAAUGCCAUCUCUUCCACAGCUGAGCGUUUCUCUGGAAAUAUGCAGAAUGAUGCUCAUGAGUUCUUGAGUCAGUGUUUGGACCAGCUGAAGGAUGAUGUGGAGAAGAUGAACAAGAGCUUUGCAAACGAUGCUUCCACAUCAUUGUCGUGUGACAGCAGUCAGGAGGCCACAUCAUUGGCAGUCAGGGUAGAACCUGGCGAAGAGGCAGACACCUCCCGCAUCUACACCUGCCCUGUGGCGGCCAACAUGGAGUUUGAGGUGCAACACACCAUCACCUGCAAAGGCUGUGGUGAGGUGGUGACCAAACGGGAGCAGUUCAACGACUUGUCCAUCGACCUGCCUCGCAGAAAGAAGACUCUGCCACUUCGUUCCAUUCAGGACUCUCUGGAUCUCUUUUUCAGGAUGGAAGAGAUUGAGUACUCGUGUGAAAAGUGCAAUGGGAAAGCCGCAACAGUUACUCAUAAAUUCAGCAAACUACCCAGAGUGCUCAUCCUGCACCUAAAACGUUACAGUUUUAACGCUCAGCUGUCCCUGAACAGCAAACUGGGCCAGCAGGUGGUGAUCCCUCGAUACCUGACGCUGCUGUCGCACUGCACCGAAUCUACAAGACCCCCCAUUAGUCUCGGCUGCCAAGCAUCCAUGUCCAAAACACUUAAAACAUCACACUCGGUCAGCUCCUCUACAGGAUCUCUACGAAGGACUGGAGGUAAAGUUGGCAACAACAUCUGCACUUCUAUACUUUUGGACUCUGACUGUGAAGAGGACCUGAACAGAAAGGUGAACGCAAGCCGCAAACGACGUCUCAGCAUCUGUCUGCCUGAAGACGAUAACCAUCUAGAGGAGAGGGGAGCAGCAAUGGACCCUGCAGAUUUCAAUGGUAUAAACGAUGAUGAAAUGAUGGCUGCUGUGUUGGAGAUGAGCCGCCAAGAGGCUGGGCUUUCUGCGCCACCUCCCCUGGAGGAUGAGCCAACGAGUAGCCCUGAUACGGGGUUCGGGGACACAGAUGUCCAUGACCUGGCCUACAACAAAGAUCCACUGGAAACAGACAACAAACAGCCUGCAGAUGUGCUGGAUUCCCUGGAUUUGACCAUGGAUGAAAAUAAGGAGAACCAGACUCCAGAAGGCGUGCAGCAGCAGGGGGAGUUGGACUGGGUCCAGCAGUACAGUUAUGAUCAGGAGAGGGAGGAACAGGAGCUGCAGCAGGCUCUGGCCCAGAGCCUCCAGGAACAAGAAGCCCAAGAGAUGAGAGAAGAUGAUGAUCUGAAGAGGGCCACUGAGCUCAGUUUGCAAGAGUUUAACAACUCUCUGACUGAGCUGCUGUGUUCAGAUGAGGAUUCUGGAAAUGAAGAUGUGCUGGAUAUGGAGUACACUGAAGCAGAAGCAGAGAACCUGAAGAAAAAUGCCGAGACCGGAGAAUUGGCCAACUCUUACAGACUCAUCAGUGUUGUCAGUCACAUCGGGAGCAGCUCCUCUUCUGGUCAUUACAUCAGUGACGUCUAUGAUAUGAAGAAACAGUCGUGGUUGACCUACAAUGACCUGGACGUGUCGCGCACACAAGAAUCAGCUGUCCAGCGAGACCGUGACCGCAGUGGAUACAUCUUCUUCUACAUGCACAAAGAUGUGUUUGAACAGCUGUCUGAGAUGGAGCGAUCUGGAGCCAGCGGCACAUCAGAGGCAGGAAGGAACGUCCUGCAGCCCCUCUGAGCUCUACAUCUUUGAACGGCCACACAUCCACACACUCAUCCACAGCCGACCCCCUGCUAGACGGAGCUGUCCUGUGAUCAACCUUCUGUACUACUGAUUGCCGUCCUGUCUUUGGUCGUCUUCAGGCCCUUCUUUUUGCCUCUACCAAUCACUAAAUGCCAGGCUAAAUGAACACCUGUUUAUGCCAACACAGGUGGGAAACCGUUAUUAAAGACUCUUUAAGACACCUGAAAUGCAGUUAAAAACAUGUUCAGUGGAUCAAAUUUUUGCCUCCAUGUUUUUUAGGCUGAAGUUUUUCUUUUUAUCAGUUUUGUAAAUUUUUUUUUUUACAUUUGUUUGGCCUUUUGUUUCUACAUCUUCAAAAAAAAACCUUUCACUUAAAAAUGAUCAAUUACCAGAUGCUACUGGUGCUGUGUGGAUUGUAUAUUUGCAGACCCUUUAUUUCCCAUAAAAACUAAAUAAAGAUAUAUUCUAUGUUGGAGAAUAAGCUAUUAUAGAGUAAGAGGGUUGCUGUGCUUAGCGGGUACAUUUGGUGCAAUAUUUAUGUGACGGCACAAAGUGGCCAGUUCAGAUCAGCUUUCGGUUCGGUGUGGAUGGUUUCCCAGUUGCUUUUUGUGUGUGUUUGACUUGCAAUCUGAUUUGUUGGUGUGAAUAUUUCCAUAUUUUAAGAUAUGUGAAUGAAAUCUGUUACCAGGCUUUUCUCA
Melanotaenia boesemani (Boeseman's rainbowfish) is the source of this 3817-nucleotide messenger RNA. RefSeq names its product ubiquitin specific peptidase 37 (gene usp37). The transcript has 25 exons. NCBI's taxonomy places the organism in Eukaryota, Metazoa, Chordata, Actinopteri, Atheriniformes, Melanotaeniidae. Gene Ontology annotation, biological process: G1/S transition of mitotic cell cycle; protein deubiquitination. Gene Ontology annotation, molecular function: cysteine-type deubiquitinase activity; cysteine-type endopeptidase activity. Bases 234 to 3113 code for a protein of 959 amino acids. The record is from RefSeq and is a predicted model, not a curated record. Gene Ontology annotation, cellular component: nucleus; cytosol.